UUUUUUGUUGUUAUUUGAUUUUGAAGGUCAUAAACUUGUCUAAACACGCAUUUAAAUAAUUUCUAAAUAUUUUCGAUAUUGUAAUAUAUCGUGAAUUUUAAAUUGUUUUAAUGGCAUAAUGCCGACGACUAGGAAAAAGACUAUAAAAACAGUUUACAAAGAUGAAGAAAGUGAAAAUGAAGGAGGUGAUUUUAGUGAUUCCGGUUCGGAAGCUGUUAUAACUGAACAUAGCAGUUCUGAUGAUGAAGAAGAAGAAUAUCGUCAUUCUUCAGAUGAUGACUUUCAAUCCAAAAAAUCAAAACCAAAACCUCGAUCAACGUUUAAAAAGUCCAACACUGUUAAGAAAACAAACUUCGCAAAAUCUUUUAUCCACAAAAUAGAUAAACAAAAACAACUAGAUUCCGAAGAAAAUGUUGAUGUGUCAUCAGCGAUUUUUUCAGUCAAAGAUCUAACUGAUACCGAUAAACUUUUGCCUAUUUUGAAUCUUUCAGAAAGUGAUAGCAGUGAUGACGAAUCUCCAACAGUCUCAAAAAUAAAUUAUCAACCAAGUUCCACCUCCAUUAAAACAAAUGAGUCCGAUAAUGAUGCAGAUGACAAAAUAGAAUAUAAGGAUGUAUGGUCAAACAAUAUACAAAAUGAUAGUGCAGAGAUUGCUAAGAAAACUUUCCUAGAACUUGAACAACAUAAAUUGAAAAUUGAACAAACUAAAAUAUCAGUCCAAAAUUAUUCAGCUAAAAAUGAUAAAAUCAAUGAAUCUGAUGUAAAAGAUUUGCUAGCUCUUGGUGAAGAAGAAACAGCAUUAGAAAUUUCUUCCAAGAAAAAGAAGAAAAAAAAGCUUAGACUAGAUAGUGAUUCUGAAAUUGAAGACUGGGAGGAAGUUAAGGAAGCCAAUGAAAUACCACAACAAGGCUUACAACUUAUAGUGGAUAUUCCAAAUGAUAUUUGUAGAAGAACAAAAAAACUUGAUGUUGAAAUGAUGAUGAAAAGAAAAAUUAACAGAGUUAAGAAAGAAUAUCAAGUUUAUAUGCAUAAAGUCCAUGUUUUAUGUUGGUUAGGACAUGGUAACUAUGUUAGUCAAGUCUUAAAUGAUCCAACGAUUCUGGCAGCUGCAUUAUCUGUAGUUCCAUCAAAGGACUCUUACCCUGGAGACAGAGUUGACAUAAAAUACUUAGAACAAAUUACAACAUGGUUCAAUGAUAAAAUGACGUUAAACCAAGACAAAAGUGAAAACAAGUUUAAACCUAAGUCGCCGCCAUUAAAGAGUCUCUUGCUACAACAAAUAAAGAGUAAAGUUUUUACUACUAAAAAAUAUAUGGUUUUUGUUUUCGUUUCUAUGUUAAGAAGCCUUGGAUUGCAAUGUCGAGUUAUGUUUAACUUUGUUACCCUACCCAUAAAACCACCAACUUCCGAACUUUGUUCAUUAUCAACAAAAGAAAAGGAAGGAGAUAAUAAAAAAAAUAAACAAGCAAAGAUUAAAGAGAAACAAAAAGAUUCAGAUAAAUCGAAAAAGAUAUUGAAUGAUAAAAAGGAUGAAAUACCACAACUUGAUGGGAACUAUGAUUCCUCCAGUGAAGUCAAAAAUAUAAUGCAGGUAGAUGGUGGUGAUGAUGAACAUUCUGUAAAAACAAGACGACAAAAGAGUUUGGCAACAAAAAAAUGUAGCAACACAAAUAUAGAUGAAGACAAUAUUUCACCUCCAAAAAGAACACGAAAAAAUAUCGCUAAACACGCAGAAAAUCUGAAUAAUACUAAUUCUUCUAUUAAAAAACAAAAAGAAAAUAAUUUAAAAAACCUUUCAGAUAAAAUAUCUACAACAAGUAAAGCCAUUAAUGAUAAAAAUGAAACUUCUCGAAAGUCAUUAAGCUUAAAUCGUUUACAGUCUCAAAAAGCUGCAGAACUUAAUAAUGAAGAACAAAAAAACGUCUCCAUAAGUUCCCGAAGAACAAGAAACAAUAAAAGCGCAACUAAUAUAAUUUCUACGACACUAAAUGUACAACAAUCAAUGGAUAAAACUAAUAAGCCAAUAUCAAAAAACAACUCCAAAAAAGGUCCAAAAAUUGUAGUUACAAAUGAGAAUAAUGAUAAUGUUUCAAGUGAAUAUUUUGGUGUCGUGUCAAAAAAAGAAACAACUCAAAUUGGUAGGAAACGUUCAAGAACUUCAGAACCUAAAACAUCUAAAGAUGACAAUGAUCAGCAAAAAAUUAAAAAAACUCGAACAAGAAGUGCUCAUACUACUGAAAACAAAAGUAAAUAUUUCAAUAGUGACUCAAAAAAACAAUUUCAAGUAUGUACAGGAUCUGUAAUGAAGUCCCAGAUUAUUAAACAAACAGACAGUGCUUCAGAAGAUGAUAAACGAGUCAGCCAUAAAGACAUUGCAAAGAAAAAAGUAAAACCUAAAAAUGAUGUAUCAAAAGACCUCAUUAAUAUUAUCAAGGAAAGAGUUAAAGAAGCAAAAACUGAAGCAAAGAAAGGUAUCGUUAAAACAAAGGUCAAACAAGAAUCCGACGAAGACAGUGAUUAUUUAGCUAUAGAGUCCGCAAAAAGUAAAGCAGGAAGCGACGACGACUUUAAACCGGCUAAAACCACUUCAAAACCUAAAAUCAAUGUGAAAAAGGUUGAUCGUCGUGUCAUAUCUACAGAUGAUGAAUUACCAUUAAAUAAAAUUGAUGUAUGGUGUGAAAUAUAUGUAGAGGAAUUGGAAGAGUGGGUGCCAGUUGAUGUUAUUAAAGGCAAAGUACAUUGUGUUAAUGAACUAUAUAAUCGAGCAACCCAUCCUGUAAGAUAUGUUGUUGGUUGGGACAACAAUAAUUAUUUAAAAGAUUUGACUCGAAGGUAUGUACCACAUUGGAAUACCAUAACCCGUAAACAGCGCGUUGAAACAGCUUGGUGGGAAGAGUCUAUUAAGCCUUGGAUUGGACCAAAAACUGCUAGAGACAAAGAGGAAGAUGAAAGGUUGAACAGAAUGCUACUAGAAGCACCUUUACCUAAAAGUAUUUCAGAAUACAAAAAUCAUCCAUUAUACGCAUUAAAGCGACAUUUGCUUAAAUUUGAAGCGAUUUACCCUCCUGAUGCAGCUGUCCUAGGUUUUGUGAGAAGCGAGCCUGUGUAUGCGCGCGAUUGCGUAUACGUCUGCAAGUCACGUGAGAUUUGGCUUAAAGACGCAAAGGUUGUGAAACUCGGCGAAGAGCCAUACAAAGUUGUCAAAGCGCGCCCAAAAUGGGACAAACUUUCGAACAAGAUGAUAACAGGCAAAGCUCUCGAAAUAUUUGGACCUUGGCAAGUAAAAGAUUAUGAACCACCAACAGCUGAAAAUGGUAUUGUACCUCGAAAUCCAUACGGAAAUGUUGAAUUGUUCAAAGAAUGUAUGUUACCAAAAGGAACAGUUCUUAUAAAGUUACAUGGCUUAAAUAGAAUAGCGAAGAAAUUAAACAUAGAUUGCGCUCCAGCCAUGACGGGAUUUGAUUACAAUGGUGGUUAUUGCCAUCCUGUAUUUGAUGGUUUUGUUGUUUGCAAAGAAUUUGAAGAUAUUAUUACAGAAGCAUGGCUUAAGGACCAAGAAGAACAAGAACGAAAAGAAGAAGAAAAAAUUGAUGCACGAGUCUAUGGUAAUUGGAGAAAACUUAUAAGAGGUCUACUCAUAAAAGAAAGGCUGAAAGCUAAAUAUGGUUUCGAAGAGCCAAGUACAUCUAAAGAAAAAAUUAAAGCAAAGGGUCCAAGGCUCGUUGUAAAGAAAAAAUAAUUAAAAUUGAGUAGAUACUAGGUUAAAUAGUUUAUAAAUAGUAAUGCCAUUAUGAUCGAAUCCACCUAUUUUCUAUGAAACAAACAAUCAAACAAGGGAUUUUUUUUUAAUUUUGUAGAUCAAUGAAGAUCGAAUAAUUUUACUUUUAAAUUGCAUGUUGUUUCCUUUGAGACAUAGUCUCGUUUUAUAUGUUAAGAAAAACCUAAAACAUCUACCUCAAUAAUUGGUUACAUAUUUCCAAAAAAUAUGUUGGUAUUAAAAAAUAUUGUAAUGAUCUAAAUUCGAAUAUAUUCGCUUAAUCUAAUUUAUCAGUGUCGUUGCCUCUGCCUAUUGUUGUUGCUAUUGGCUAGCUAAGGUUGCAAAAGCAGGUGUUCGGAAUAAAACCCCUGGUCGGGUCUAUAAAAAGUUAUUGGAUUUUCGGUCUAGAAAUUCUCAGUACUGGCCCGAAGUUUGGAAUUUGGCAGUGUGUACGCUCGUGCUUUGGAAAGCUCUUAAAAUGUUAAACCGGUGAGAUUCUCUCCGGUUCUCCGGUACUAUCAAAUUAUGAGAGUGAAGGAACAUAUAGUGCACCUACGUUUUAUUCGACCCAUUUCUGCACUAUUAUUAACACCUGCGUAGUUGGGAAUGACCAAAAAAAUUCAAUCAGGACACCAUCAACAAUGGGUAAUAUACUUUUUCAAUUAAAAAUUAUGUCAGUCUUUUAUUUAAUAUUUUGCAAUUGUUUUAUUUUGGUGCGUUAAUAAUGUCAAUUUAAAUUGUUUCUAAAAUAAAC
Messenger RNA from Nymphalis io (European peacock), 4511 nucleotides. It is a transcript of the gene Xpc, whose product is annotated as DNA repair protein complementing XP-C cells homolog. Gene Ontology annotation, molecular function: single-stranded DNA binding; damaged DNA binding. The transcript has 10 exons. Gene Ontology annotation, biological process: mismatch repair; nucleotide-excision repair. The coding region runs from base 119 to 3739 and encodes 1206 amino acids. The record is from RefSeq and is a predicted model, not a curated record. Lineage: Eukaryota; Metazoa; Arthropoda; Insecta; Lepidoptera; Nymphalidae. Gene Ontology annotation, cellular component: XPC complex; cytoplasm; nucleus.